Molecule: messenger RNA, 1773 nt
Organism: Striga hermonthica
Lineage: Eukaryota; Viridiplantae; Streptophyta; Magnoliopsida; Lamiales; Orobanchaceae
Source: the annotation of a GenBank genome assembly
AUGAAAUUUAUUUUCCUAAUCUGGAGGAAUGUCUGUUCUGCUAUGCAGUCUGGGAUGGCUAGUGCUCUUGAAACUCUUUGCGGGCAGGCUUAUGGAGCCGAGCAAUACAAGAAAGUGGGGAGUUUAACUUACGGAGCUAUUUUAUGUCUCGUUCUAGUAUGCAUACCGUUGUCCGUGCUGUUCACCUUAACCGAAAAGUUGUUGCUCAUGACGGGCCAAGACCCUUUAAUAUCGGCACAAGCAGGAAAAUUCGCAAUCCAACUUAUUCCCACGUUGUUCCCUUACGCGAUCCUUCAGUGUCUUGUUCGUUACUUGCAGGCUCAGAGUUUGAUAUUCCCUAUGGUUUGGAGCUCAUUAGCGGCUCUGGGCCUUCAGCUUCCCUUGUGUUGGGCUUUCGUUUUCAAGUUGGGCUUCGGAAACACGGGGGCUGCAUUGUCUGUGGGGUUAUCAUAUUGGUUUAACGUUGUCUUGUUAGUGUUGUAUGUGAAGUAUUCUCCAGUAUGUAAUAAGACGUUUGUUUCGUUCUCGAAGGAUGUUAUGGUUUCUCUUAAGGAGUUUUCUGGGCUCGCUAUACCCUCUGCUGCUAUGGUUUGCCUCGAGUGGUGGUCCUUCGAGCUGAUUCUGUUGCUGUCCGGUUUGUUGCCAAAUCCACAGAUAGAGACAUCAGUUCUUUCUAUAUGCUUCACGAUUUCCUAUUUGCACUAUCACGUACCAUACUCAUUUGGUGCAGCUGCAAGCACUUUGAUCUCGAACGAGCUGGGAGCAGGAAGACCAGAAUCAGCACGAUUAACUCUCCUUGCAGUGUUAAUCCUUUCGAUUUUCGAGUUCCUUGCAGCCAGCAUUGCCAUUAUAACUUGCGGCCAAAUACUGGGGUAUGCAUUUAGCAAAGAAGAAGAAAUUGUCGACUAUGUCCACAAAAUGGCCCCUUUUCUUGGCCUCUCGAUCAUCAUGGACGGCCUACAGGCAACACUUUCGGGAGUUGCCAGAGGUAGCGGGUGGCAACAUAUUGGGGCUUAUGUGAACUUAGGGGCUUAUUAUCUCGUCGGUACACCAGUGGCUUUGCUGCUAGCAUUUGUUUUGCACAUGAAAGGCCAAGGCCUUUGGAGUGGUCUUUUGGCGGGCGCAACUGUACAAUCCAUCAUGCUUUCUGUUGUAACCGGGCUCACGGACUGGGAAAAACAGGCACUGGAAGCGCGACAGAGAAUUUUUACUGGGGAUUUUCCGACUGAAAAGGAGUCCACUCGCAAAAAGUACGGAUAUUUGGCAGAGAACGACGUGUUAGAAAAGAUAUGCAAAGAUUACCGAAAGACCGCAAAUGUUGAAAACCGCAGGGGUCGGAGGUAUGGAUUGUUGCGGAAAGUUAAGUACCUUCCAGCGACCGACAUCUGCUCAGCCGAGUUCCGCCCGGAGACCAGCAGCUCCGACAUCCGCGCACAACCCCGACGGCGACAACCUCUGCGCGCGCUCCAAUCUCCGGCCACAGCGAGCCUCAACUCCGAGCUCAAAGCUUUGAAAUCUGGAGACCACCAAACCAGGCCUAAUUUCCAGCAAUCGAGUUCCGUUCGGGCUCUAUCUACUACCACCUCGGCUAGUCUCAACUGUGAUUGCGAGCUCCUGACCAGCAGCCCCGACACCCUUCAAGCCCAGCCGCGGGCUCGACUACCGGGACACUUUUUGUGCAUUCCCGAGGUACUUAGGCUUGACUCUCUUGAUUUAUGUCGAUUGUUAGAGUUGACGUGGAGAUUGGGUGAUUGUGAUUUGAAUUGUAAUUGA